Messenger RNA from Pimephales promelas (fathead minnow), 2252 nucleotides. RefSeq names its product zgc:103586. Gene Ontology annotation, molecular function: cytidine deaminase activity; zinc ion binding. The record is from RefSeq and is a predicted model, not a curated record. Gene Ontology annotation, cellular component: cytosol. NCBI's taxonomy places the organism in Eukaryota, Metazoa, Chordata, Actinopteri, Cypriniformes, Leuciscidae.
AAUCAAUAAGAGAUAAUUCACAUUUCUAUGGGCUGUUUAAGAAAUCGUUAAAGAUGGAGACUACCGAGAGAGCUGCCAGAAAAUCUUUCAUUGUGAUGAUUAACAUGAUUGCAUGGAUGAUUUUAAUAACAGCUACUGGAUUAGGAACAAUCCAUUUUCAUGAGUGCCCUGUUCAACCAAAGCUCCCCCUCUACAUGGCCGUGAUCGGGGCGACUGGUCUGUUUGCACUGUUGCUCGUGUACCUGAGGAACACUUUGGAUGACUGUCCGCUGGCUCGCUUCUGCGCUGCCUUCAGCUUGAUGCUCUGUUUAUUCAUUGUGUGCUGGUUUAUUGCUGGUACCUACUGGAUUUACUCCAUAUAUCCUCCCAACAAUGACUCCACUAGGACUGGAAACCACUGUCAUAGAACCCUGUAUCUGUUUGCAUUUUGGUUCAACAAUAUAUGCUUUCUCUGUGUGUCCAUACUGUUUGUCUUUUGUUUGUACACCAUUUUGUACAACUACACUAAUGUUGUCUGCACUGAUAGAACGGCAUGUUAAAAUUUAGAUACAGGCCUGUAUAGGUUAUUAAUAUAUCUUAAUCAUUUGUUACAAGAUUUUCUUAUAGUGGUUGUUUUAUUAAUAUACGUUUUUAUUUAAUAAUUAAACAUUGCUUGAGUGUUGCAAAUUAAAGCGACAGUUCACCCAUAAAUUUUAAUUCAGUUCUCAUUUACUCAUCCUCAAACCUGCAAGACUUUCGUCCAUUUUCAGAACACAAAUACAGAUCUUUUUGAUGAAUUUAGAGAGAUUUCUGUCCCUUCAUUGACAUCCACAACUGACACUUUGACACUUCAAAAAAGUUCACAAAGAGAUCAUAAAACUAAUCCAUAUGAGUUGAGCAGUUUAGUCUGAAGAGACAUGAUUGCUUAUGAUAAAUCUAUGAAGAGAUUUAAUUUAGGCUUUUAUUCACGUAUAAACAUUGAUCAGCGAACAUAAACAAGCUGAACCUCUUGCUGAAGCUCAGACGUGAUGCGUAACACAAGAAUGAAUCUCAUUGGUUCUCGCAUGUGAACCGAACAUGCUUUAGCUUCCGUUUAUGAGUUGAUGAAUGUUUAUAUGUUAAUAAAAGCCUUUAAUUCAAUCUGUUUCAUAUAAAACAAUCGUUUUGGAACGACAUGAGGAUGAGUAAUUAAUGACAGAAUUUUCGUUUUUGGGUGAACUAUCCCUUUAAGCAAUCAAGGCACAGACUUUUAUACAUCUAUGGUACCCAUGUCUUGCUCUGCUUCCGUUUCUCUUUUUUUUUUAGCAUUUUAACUUCGUUACAUUCUUUUUACAUGAAAGUAUAGACACUUAAAAUGUAACUAUCAAAAUACACAAAUUAAAAACAAUAAAAGUCAUCAAUUAUAUAUAUUAACCCUACUGUAAGUAGAAUAGACAUGUACAUGUAGUAGCAAAGUUACUCGCGUCUGUUGGGGGAGCAAAAAAAAAAUAAAUAAAGAAUGUAAAGUCAAGUGGACCAUAGAAAUAAAGUGUUACCUGAUUGAAUAAUUCAUGGGAGGGUUGUUAGCAAGGAGGUCUUUGAUAGGUUGUUAGAGUUGUCUGCCCCGCCCACAACACGUGCAUCAUCAACAUCAGUUGUCCUGUCACAGCACCCGUCCCAGAAAUAUCAUUAUUCUUGGCAAGUCAACAACAAUUGUUCACAAAACCUCUUUAUAUAUUUUUUUAAACAAAAAAAAAAACGCGCUGUCAAUUAUACUCAAGUCCAGCGAGACGGUUGUUAUGGCUGUUGCGGAACUAGUGGCUAAAUGCUUGCAAGCAAGGGAAAUGGCUUACUGUCCGUACAGUGGGUUUCCAGUCGGCGCUGCCAUUUUGACGACAGGGGGCGCCAUUAUCACAGGCUGUAAUGUCGAGAAUGCCUCCUAUGGCCUGACCGUGUGUGCGGAGAGAACUGCGAUACAGAGAGCGGUCGCUGAAGGAUACCGAAGAUUUACAGCCAUAGCUGUCACAUGUGAUAUCAAAGAUAGUUUUGUAGGACCAUGUGGUGCAUGUCGACAGGUAUUAAUGGAGUUUGGUACUGAAUGGGACGUUUACCUCACUAAGCCAGACGGGACCUAUAAGAAGACCAGUCUAAGAGAGCUCUUGCCUUUGGCAUUCACCCCGGCUCACCUGCAAAAAACCUGAACGCACUGUCCUAAAACUUUUUAAAUUCGUAAACUAUUUCCUUUUUGAUCUAAAUUUAGGAGCUGUGGAUAAUUAAAAUGUGAAUGUACUAUC